This is a messenger RNA of Phanerochaete carnosa HHB-10118-sp, 591 nucleotides long. RefSeq lists its product as uncharacterized. Lineage: Eukaryota; Fungi; Basidiomycota; Agaricomycetes; Polyporales; Phanerochaetaceae. The transcript is spliced from 4 exons. The record is from RefSeq and is a predicted model, not a curated record. The coding region runs from base 1 to 591 and encodes 196 amino acids.
AUGCUGGCUUGGUUGUCACGCUCUCGGGGCUGGUUGCUCCCAUUGAAGUAUCGUUCAGCGUGCAAGCUCGCUUAUGUUGUCAAAGGUUGGAGUCCGACGGCACUGCUUGACACCUACCAAGCAGAACGACGCAGGUCCGCUCAGGGACUCAUCCCCUUCGACAAGUGGUUUGCCGAAGGUUUCAGCGCCAAAGCGCGCGCCAAGCUGGUGGAUAAUGGUUCCGACGUCGCGCUGCCCGGUCCGCUCGAGUACGCCCGCUGUUCUGCUGGUCGUCUCGCAAGCCGUCGCAAUUUCCAGAGCGCAGACGACGUCAAAACCCAGACUUUGCCCCCCACGCUGACAGUCGGCAAACGCACCCCUCCCUAUUCCUUCGAGGAGAACAGGCUUGUGGAUGUCGAGAGAGCGCUACGAGGUGUCCUUGACGAGUUCAGCGCGGACAAAUUCCUGCCGCUUCUCGUCGCACUCUCCACAAUCAGCGAUGAUAUGAACUACUUGGAUGUUCCGGUGGGGUUGCGAAGAAUUGGACAUGUGCCUUCCGCCAUUCCACUUCUUUUGCGCCCCUCUGACUUUGCAAUCCGCGUGUCUUGGUGA